AUGACUAGGAUCAAUUCAUCAUCUUUAUCUCACAUUGCAGCCACUAUCAAGCUUCCUCCCUGGUCUAAACAUUUUCGUUUACAGUGUUGGUUCCCUCUUUCAAUCUUAAUCGAUUCCAACUGCAACAGGGUUUUGUUUUCUCAUAAAAAUGCAAACAGAAGGGAGGUGAAAGAUGCGGGAAAGAAUGGUGUGACUGAAAGAGAGAUCGAGAAGGAGGAGGAUGUAGCAGGGGUGGCGAUACGGUGUGAAAUGCAUUCAAGAAGUGAAGGAAACUACGGGAAAUCGAUGGGAGUUCUCCCUGUUCGUGUUGGAAUUGGUUUCCGAUGA
Messenger RNA from Lactuca saligna, 327 nucleotides. Lineage: Eukaryota; Viridiplantae; Streptophyta; Magnoliopsida; Asterales; Asteraceae. The record is from the annotation of a GenBank genome assembly.